AUGGGCAUCAUGGAAGGCUAUCCAAGAAAACCAAUCACCCAACACCAGUCUCAAAUGGACGCCCUCCCAGCCGGCGCAAGCAGCAGCUGCAGCAGCGCCACCCAUGCACCGCCGGCGCCUCACCACGCCACGGCCAAGAAGAGGCACUACUCGGACCGCACCAAGAUGAUCCUCCUCUUCAUCCUCACCAACUCGGUCUCCAUCCUCCUGUCCGUCUCCUUCUCCCACGUCACCGGCGUUGGGAGCGGCGGCGGCGACUCCGGGCUCGACUUCGCGCUCAGCGUCCUCUCCUCCAGCCAAAGCCUCGCCGUCGACCUCCACCGCCGCGUCGAGGCCACCGACGUGAUCAUCAAGAGGCUCAUCUCCAACUCCGGCAGGAUGAAGCGGGACGAGCCCCCGCCCCAGCUGACGCCGGAGGAGGAGCUCACGCUCGCGCUCGGCCCGCACACGCUCCCGUUCGGCUACACCCCGAACCUCGACUCCGACAAGCUGUACCCGGCGGUCGGCGCCGCGUGCCACCGCCACCGCGACGAGCUCAGGAAGUACAUGAGCUACAACAUGACCGGAGACUGCCCGUCCGACGAGGCGCUCGCCGAGAGCCUGAUGCUGCGGGGGUGCGAGCCGCUGCCGAGGCGCCGCUGCCGCGCGCGCGGCCCCGCCGGGUUCCCGGACCCGACGCCGUUCCCGGAGAGCCUGUGGGUCAUCCCGCCGGACAAGUCCGUCUCGUGGGGCCCCUACUCGUGCAAGAACUACUCGUGCCUCGUGGACCGCGCUCGCCGCCCGGGGAGCCACGACUGCAAGGCCUGCUUCGACCUCGCCGGCAAGGAGCAGCGCCGUUGGGUCGGGAACGUCGGGGACCUCGACUACGACAUCGACACCGUGCUUGGGUCCAAGCCGCGGGGCACGAUACGGAUUGGGCUCGACAUCGGCGGCGGCACGGGCACGUUCGCGGCGCGCAUGGCCGAGCGCGGCGUGACCGUGGUGACCACGACGCUCGACCUCGGCGCGCCGUUCGGCGCCUUCGUGGCGUCCCGGGGGCUCAUCCCGCUCCACCUCGGCGCCGUCGCCGGGCGGCUCCCGUUCUUCGACGGCACGCUGGACAUCGUGCACUCGGCGCACGUGCUGAGCCGGUGGAUCCCCGGCGAGGUGCUGGACGCGGAGCUGUACGACAUCUACCGCGUGCUCCGGCCGGGCGGGAUAUUCUGGCUGGACCACUUCUUCUGCGCCGGGAAGGAGCUGACGGAGGUGUACGUGCCCAUCAUCGAGAAGGUCGGGUUCCGGAAGAUCCGGUGGAACACCGGCAGGAAGCUCGACAAGGGGCCCAACGCCGACGAGUGGUACAUCUCGGCUCUGCUGGAGAGGCCCAUGAUGUGAAACUUCACACAGAGCCGGAGCAGUUCGUUGCAGUGUUAGUAUGUCUCCAGCGAUAUCCUCCAAAUCCCAUCCUCUCCAUCCUUCAUUUACAGAAUUUUCUACAAGAUUCUCUCCUCUAUAUCUCAU
This is a messenger RNA of Panicum hallii, 1500 nucleotides long. RefSeq lists its product as uncharacterized. NCBI's taxonomy places the organism in Eukaryota, Viridiplantae, Streptophyta, Magnoliopsida, Poales, Poaceae. The coding region runs from base 1 to 1374 and encodes 457 amino acids. Gene Ontology annotation, molecular function: S-adenosylmethionine-dependent methyltransferase activity. The record is from RefSeq and is a predicted model, not a curated record. The transcript has a single exon.